GCGUCUAGCAACAGCUUUCAGCCCAGACAGCCGGCGGCGGCGGCGGGAGUGCUCUUUUCCGUGUAUCUCUUCAAAAUUACUCGCUGCCGGACAUUCUGAGUUAAAGUCGCUUGGCUUAAAACGGCAAAGGUGGAAAAAUAUAAGCCUGACCUCUGCUCAGAGAUAUGAGCGGCAGCGGGCGGCCCAGGACCAGCUCGUUUGCUGAACCGCCAGGUGUUCCAGGAGCCGUCGCCGCGCCCGCCGGAUCAGCCGCUGCCGUGGGGAGCAGCACAGGAAAGUCCGGGGUCGCGCAGGCCUCCGGCAGCAGCUCCUCAGGAUGCUCCAACCUCAAGCUAGCCAGAGACAUCGGGAAGGUGACGACAGUCGUAGCCACACCUGGUCAGGGACCGGACCGCCCACAGGAAGUGUCCUACACUGACAUCAAGGUCAUCGGUAACGGGUCGUUCGGUGUCGUGUACCAGGCCCGGCUCAUCGACACCUCAGAGAUGGUGGCCAUCAAGAAGGUUCUGCAGGACAAGAGGUUCAAGAACCGGGAACUCCAGAUCAUGAGAAAACUGGACCACUGCAACAUCGUACGGUUGCGUUAUUUCUUCUACUCCAGCGGCGAAAAGAAAGACGAAGUGUACCUCAACCUGGUCCUGGACUUUGUCCCUGAGACGGUCUACAGGGUUGCCAGGCAUUUUAACAAGGCCAAGAGCAUCAUUCCUAUAAUUUACGUGAAGGUGUACAUGUACCAGCUGUUUCGCAGUCUGGCGUACAUCCACUCCCAGGGCGUCUGUCAUCGAGACAUCAAGCCCCAGAACCUGCUGGUGGACCCAGAAACAGCCGUCCUGAAGCUGUGCGACUUCGGCAGCGCCAAGCAGCUGGUCCGCGGCGAGCCCAACGUGUCGUACAUCUGCUCGCGGUACUAUCGCGCGCCCGAGCUCAUCUUCGGCGCUACGGACUACACGGCCAACAUCGACAUCUGGUCGGCGGGCUGCGUCCUGGCAGAGCUGCUGCUCGGUCAGCCCAUCUUCCCCGGAGACAGCGGCGUGGACCAGCUGGUCGAGAUCAUCAAGGUUUUGGGAACACCAACCAGGGAACAGAUCAGAGAGAUGAACCCAAACUACACAGAGUUUAAGUUCCCUCAGAUCAAAGCUCAUCCCUGGACCAAG
Austrofundulus limnaeus is the source of this 1154-nucleotide messenger RNA. RefSeq names its product glycogen synthase kinase-3 beta. Gene Ontology annotation, cellular component: nucleus; cytosol; cytoplasm. Lineage: Eukaryota; Metazoa; Chordata; Actinopteri; Cyprinodontiformes; Rivulidae. Gene Ontology annotation, biological process: regulation of neuron projection development; positive regulation of proteasomal ubiquitin-dependent protein catabolic process; cell differentiation. Gene Ontology annotation, molecular function: ATP binding; protein serine/threonine kinase activity. The record is from RefSeq and is a predicted model, not a curated record.